AUGGCUGCUCGUGCGUUCCUCACUGCUGCUCUCUUGGGCACUGCAGCUCUUGCCGUUCCCAUCGAGGAGAGGCAGUCUUGCGGAGCCGUCUGCACUUGCGUCGUCAACAACGCUUAUUACAGCCAGUGCUUGCCCGGCAGCGCCUCGUCCGCCAGCUCUGCUGCCGCUUCAUCGACUGUUCGCUCUAGCUCUUCCGCAGUCGUUAGCCCUUCGCGAACCUCGACAACCGCCGGGGCCGGUACCACUACCACGCAGGCCGGAACUGCCACCACUAGCGCUCCCGCGGUCACCGGUGGUGCGACCUACACGGGCAAUCCCUUUGCCGGAGUCAACCUCUGGGCCAACUCAUACUAUGCCUCCGAGAUUACGACUUUGGCUAUCCCGUCACUGAGCCCUGCUUUGCAGACGGCGGCUGCCGCCGUUGCCAAGGUCCCUACCUUCAUGUGGAUGGACACUCGUGCCAAGAUUCCCUUGGUUGACUCCACGCUGGCCGAUAUUCGCAAGGCCAACGCCGCUGGCGGCAACUACGCCGGCCAGUUCGUCGUCUACGAUCUUCCCGACCGCGACUGCGCUGCUGCCGCCUCCAACGGCGAAUACGCCAUCGCUGACGGUGGUGUUGCCAAGUACAAGGAGUACAUCGACGCCAUACGCACUAUGAUUCUCAAGUACUCUGACAUUCGCAUUCUCCUGGUGAUCGAGCCUGAUUCCCUGGCAAACUUGGUCACCAACCUCAACGUUGCCAAGUGCUCCGGUGCCCAGGCCGCCUACCUCGAGUGCACCAACUAUGCUGUCACUCAGCUCAACCUGCCCAAUGUCGCCAUGUACCUUGAUGGCGGCCACGCGGGUUGGUUAGGAUGGGCUGCAAACUUGGGACCCGCCGCGAACAUGUACGCAAAGGUCUACAAAGAUGCCGGCAGCCCCAAGGCUCUCCGUGGAAUCGUGACCAACGUGGCCAACUACAACGCAUGGAGCGUUAGCUCCCCGCCUUCCUACACCUCAGGCAACUCCAACUAUGACGAGAAGCACUACGUCGAGGCUCUCCAGCCCCUUCUCGCGGCUCAGGGAUGGGACGCUCACUUCAUCGUUGACCAAGGCCGCUCUGGUAAGCAGCCCACUGGCCAGUUGGCUUGGGGUGACUGGUGCAAUGCCAUCGGCACCGGUUUUGGUCUCCGUCCCUCCACCAACACAGGCUCAUCUCUUGUUGAUUCUUUUGUCUGGGUGAAGCCUGGUGGUGAGAGUGACGGCACUUCCCUCACUACCGCCACUCGCUACGACUACAACUGCGGCAAGGAGGACGCUCUGAAGCCCGCUCCUGAGGCCGGAACUUGGUUCCAGGCCUACUUCGAGCAGCUCCUCGAACAGGAUGCGAUUCUUGGCGGCCAAGAAGCCCAGCAACCCAGAGAUACUAGCCUCCCAGAAGCGAGCAGCACAAACGAAGCCGAUAAUUCGGCCCCAUCUUCCGGGGUCGCUAAGCACUCGAUACGGUCUAAAAUCCUAAUGACAAUCAAGACAAAGUUGAAAGGAAAGGGGAAGAGCAGUGGAGUGCCCUUGGAUCCUCGAUCCCCUCCCUUCCAACCCUUUACCUCUAGCGCAGGCAUGAGGCCUUCAUGGCUAGAUCCAGGAGAGGAUACAAAGUUGGCAGAUAGUAACCCUUACUCUGCCCGUUUACCGGUCAUGACAGUAGAUGGGACCGCCGUCUCGGGCUCUUCAACGCGACAAAGGUGGCAAGCCCCACACUUCCAUAUAAAUAACGAAUUGCCAACUCAAUGGGUGACACCUCGACCUUUCGAUCCUACUGCUGUCCAGCCAUAUCGGCCCACGCCAGAGGGCCCCGCGGAGGCGUUUGCUUACAACCACGGCACCACCCCGGACAGGCUUCGAAAGCCAUUAUCAACACCCCUAUCCUCGCCCUGCGUACCCCCAUCUUUGCUCAGACCUUCCCACAACAACCAGCCAAACGUCUCGAUAAUCCAGGAAUUCUCGUCUCCUAAUCCGUCGUGCCAGGAAGAAGAAGAAGUGCUUCGACGCUUCAUUAGGUUUGCAACGGGCCGUAGGUGUCCAAGAUGCAAGCGUGGCGUCGCAAUUGAGAGCAGCACCAUCUUCCAACACGCCAGUGUCAUUCUUCUAGGUCGAAAGACUAUCGAACUGGGCAGCCAUUAUGUUAGAUGCUCUUGCGGGAUCUCAUACUGUUUCGGCUGCUCCCGAAUCGGAGAUAAUUUAAGGACGCCAUUCGCCGGUUCCAAGUCGACCAAAUGGUGCUGCCCCCCUGGUCGACUUUUCCACAUCUUUGCUCUCCUGUGCGGCCCGACCGCCCACGCUGCAAACUCGCGGGUCUCUAUCUUUCAAGACUCCCAAGUGGACUCGAUCGAGAAGCCCCCCAAAACCGAGAAAAAGUCCGGGUCGAGAUUCAAGAGCUACUUCAAGACCAGCGAUGACCAAGGCACAUCUAAAGGAACGGGCUACGCAACGGGUAAGCUCGACAGAAAGAAAGAGAAGCCCGAUGAACUCGCCUGUAUUCGCCGCGAAGACCUUGAGAACAGCAUGGUCCGGUUACCCAGGCUUUUCGCCGCGCUUUCGAUAGCAUGGCCUUCAACUUCCAACUACACUCAGUUUGAUCGAAAUCCUCCACCGUUGUUAAUGGUCAUGGCUCGCCGAAGCCCGCUGAUGAUCAGGAUGGCAGAGCUUCUUCGGAAUGAUAACAUGCAAGAGAUUAUGCGGCAACGAGGUCCAUACCAAGCCCUCUUCGAUUUCCUUCACGUGCUCUCAGCACACCCUGCUACAACCCCGCUAGUCUGUGAUGUUCGAAUCAGCUAUCCUCUCGCCCGCACUCUACUCCCGGUCUGCUUCGGAUAUGGCCCUCUUCCAGUUUUAGACAGGUCGUCUAGCUCCAGUGACGAUGAAAAGGGAAAGGGGAAAGCGGUGGAGCUUGAAGAGAAGCAGGACCAGCCUCAAGAAACGCUCAAGUCGUUAGUGAGUCUACUUUCUGCCUUGAGAGUCCAGGCGGAAUCGGUGAAGCGACUCUACAAACCCAGCCCCGGGGGUCUCUCCCAGACGAUAGUCAUGUGCGACCGUAUUUGCGAGAUCUCCCAACAACUCGAAGGAGAAACCCUCAAGAAAGACAAGAGGGAAGUGACUAUUGACGAAGGAAGCAACCCUCCCUCUCUGACUUACUCACAAUCGACCGUUUCGUCAGUGGGAGAAUCACCCACCAUUCCCGAUGACAAGGAGGAGAGACUCACAGCCGCCCGGCAAUGGCUCAUCGAGAACAAGGUGCGGGAGAUGGAUUCCGAAAGAUGGCAAAGUGACUUCAAGAUUCCCAUCCCAGACUCGGAGGCCACCGCCCCCCGCCGUAUGAAGAAGCUCGUGAUGGAGCUCUCCAUGCUGCGUACCACGCUGCCCGACGGCAUCUUUGUUCGCCACGACGACACGCGGUUGGACGCCAUGAAGGUCCUCAUCGUCGGACCGGAAGGUACGCCGUAUGAGAAUGGGCUCUUCGAGUUUGAUCUGUUCUGCCCUCUCGAUUACCCAGAGAGGCCACCUAAGAUGGUCUUCAGAACAACGUACAGCCGUCGAAAGUUCAACCCGAACCUAUAUUCAAAUGGCCAAGUCUGCUUCUCCCUCCUCGGCACCUGGACAGGCAGCGCCGCCGAGAAUUGGGACCCCAAGAAGUCCACCCUCCUCCAGCUCCUCGUCUCCAUCCAUGCCAUGAUCUUCAGCCCGGACCCGGUCUGGAACGAACCCAACCAGGCCUUUUCCCCGGCAGCCUCGCUGGUUUACAAGACGGAGAUGCGCGCCGACACCCUCAUCUACGCCAUGAGCCACUGGCUCCAUCUGCGCAAGAACGCCCACCCGGCCGCCCAGUAUAACCCGUGGUUCGAGGUCGUGGCCCGCCACUUUGAGGUAAAUUGGCGACGGAUCCUCGAGACGGCCGAGAUCUGGGCCGCGGAGGACCCGGGAAGCCAGCGCAAGGCCGAGAAUGAGGUGGGCAUGAUCAUGAGGGAGAGACGCUCCAAAGAGAGGUUUCCCUGCGGGAUCCGGACGCUAAAGGGGCACUUUGCCGAGUGGGCUACUUCCGAGGAGGAGCUGGCGCUCGUGAGGCUUGGUCCCGAGGAUGAUGGCCCGAUCUAUACACCCGUAGGAAUGCCCUUGGAAAAUAGGCUUGAUCUACACUUUGACAUGUCUCCGCCCAUGUCUGACACCGACGGCGAAGACGAGUCCGAUGGAGAGUUUAAUCUACCACCAGCGAAUAGCACGCCCAAUGUACCGCCACCCGUAUCUCACCCUCAACCGGAGUUUCACCCUUUCCUACCUUAUAUUCCAUAA
This is a messenger RNA of Colletotrichum abscissum, 4323 nucleotides long. Its product is annotated as glycosyl hydrolase family 6. Gene Ontology annotation, molecular function: hydrolase activity, hydrolyzing O-glycosyl compounds. Lineage: Eukaryota; Fungi; Ascomycota; Sordariomycetes; Glomerellales; Glomerellaceae. Bases 1 to 4323 code for a protein of 1440 amino acids. Gene Ontology annotation, biological process: cellulose catabolic process. The record is from RefSeq and is a predicted model, not a curated record. The transcript is spliced from 8 exons.